UGUGCCUUACUGAUGUGGCUGAGAAUAGUUCUGCAAUGUUGUAUUUUUAGCAUGCGCAGUCAGUUUAAAAGAUAAAACCAAGUAUAAAAUGUGAUCUGUUUUUCAAAAAUAAAUACGCUGAUUUUCCAAAUCGCAAUUUCCGUUGAUGCGUUACGCAGCAAAUGCAAUGAUUGCCUUUAAAGAUUUGGUUCUAAUCGUAAUGUUUGCUCACGCAUGCGCGCGUCCGGAAGAGCUAGCAGCAGGAACAGUUCCGCCACAGUCCUUGGCUGCAACACCCGCAGCACCGUCGGCGCAGUUGGUAACGCACUCGAUGGAGAUGUCUGUCAGUACACCGCCACCCAUACCGCAUCAAGUGGUCAUCGAGAGGCAAAUUGAAGUUGAGAAAGCGGAUUCCGUGCCCGCUGUAACACCAGUGGCUAGCACAACCGCUGUAGCGCCGUCGGCUACAGUCUCCUCUGAAUUACCGGACUAUUUAAAGAAUUGUUUUUACGCAGAAGAAGAGUUGUGUCUUAACUGGCGGCGCCACAAUGGCAGCGAUGAGCCACCCGUGCUCGAUCGCUUGGAUAUCUCCGGCGUUAAGUUAGAUGAUGGUGAAGAAAAUAUGUCGGACAAUAUGACUGCGAUUAGUGCACAAAACGACAGUCUAUUGCAGUCCCAGAAUCUCCAAGCUCGUGAUCGCGAUGCGAACAGCUGUCAGUGCCGAGAGCAUCCGACUCGAGCCAACUCGUGGUACUGUUGCAACAUUACGCACAUUUCGAUGAUCUCAAGUUGCAGUAACAUAUCCAAGUGGACGAAUCUGCAUGUGCGUAACCUCAGCGUACAGGCCAUGAACCUUUCCAAUCCGAUAUAUCGAUCGCUGCAGUCGCUCGCUGUUACUGAUGGAAAUAUUAUGCAAUUAACAAAUGCCUUUCCGCGUCAUUCAAAGUUGAAGUGCCUUAACAUAUCGAAUAAUAAUAUAUCAGACAUCGCAUCGCGUGCCGUAAAGGAUGUGCCUCAACUGGAGUUUUUCGGAAUAUCGAAAAAUCUGCUGUCCCGUGUUCCGAACCGCAACCAGAACAAACACAUAGCUUUAGAUAUUAGUGGGAACAUGCGUUUGCUCUGUGAGCCUCUAAACGAGAUUAUUUACGGUGAUUCAUUUAACUUUGUAAAUCCGGAAAACUCUUUUUGCUUAUAUAAUGCGACACACAAGUGGUUCAACUCAACAAAUUUAGUGUCGGUCAAACAGCUUGAGAGUAUCAAAAAGUGUGGUACCAAGUGCCCAGUUAUUCCGAACUAUGGGAACUGCUCUUGUAACAUAUAUAAUAUGAUGAUAAUACAGGGUGAUCAAUCUCGUACCGUUUGCCAUGUGGAUUGUUCAAACCUUGGCCUGCUUGAGCUCCCAUCUUUGCUGCCGGAUAAUACGUUCACUCUAAACAUAAGCAACAAUAAAAUAAGCACUCUUGGCGAUCACUUCCACACGAAUCCCACCUAUUACAAUAUUGUCAAGUUGGACGCCGAUAACAAUCACAUAUCAUCCAUUUACGAAUUUGAGGGCACAAAGUUUAUUGAGCAAUUUCAACGCCUUUAUAUGCGCAACAAUUCACUGACAAAGAUUCCCGAAUACUUUUUGAACAAUGCUCUUAUGGAUACUGGCAUUGGACGUCGUAUUUAUCUAGCAGAGAAUCGACUUCAAUGUGAUUGUAACUCGGCAAAAACGCUGCAAAACUGGCUAAGAGAGCGCAGCACAGAUAUACCGGACUAUAUGGAUAUUAGAUGCCGCAACUUACCUCAGAGUGUUAUUGAAUUACAAGAGACAAAGCUAUGCCAAUCGCCUCCGGAUUGGACUGACUACAUAUACUAUCUAAUAGCCGCAGAGGUAAUUCUCUUACUAGCCCUGAUCACGAAAGUUUCGUACGACUAUUGGGUCUUUAAAACCGCUGGUUAUCUGCCAUGGCCAGCUAGCAAAAUGCCAAAACUGCCUUGCGACUGUCUUUGUGAAUCAUAGAUAAGCUAAAGUGUGGAGCUCGUCCACAAAUUUAUAUAGUUAAUACAUACAUACAUCUUUUUGUUUUAAGCGAGUGUCGAAGUACAUUUGAGUACAUUGAGAUUAGCUAUAAAGCCACAUUUAAAAGGAAUCGAAGUAAAU
Messenger RNA from Drosophila navojoa, 2125 nucleotides. RefSeq names its product leucine-rich repeat domain-containing protein hfw (gene hfw). Gene Ontology annotation, molecular function: protein binding. Lineage: Eukaryota; Metazoa; Arthropoda; Insecta; Diptera; Drosophilidae. The record is from RefSeq and is a predicted model, not a curated record.